Molecule: messenger RNA, 1890 nt
Organism: Sabethes cyaneus
Lineage: Eukaryota; Metazoa; Arthropoda; Insecta; Diptera; Culicidae
Product: zinc finger protein 62-like
Exons: 1
Coding region: 88-1839 (583 amino acids)
Source: RefSeq, a predicted model, not a curated record
UCGAAUCACAAUAAAAAUAAGACAACUGUUUGCAAUUGUUCUUUUUGCGGUACCUCACAUGCUGAUGAAGAAGCAUUAACGCAACACAUGCGGAAAAUACAUUUUAGUAAACUUCAUUCUCGUACAUGGCAGUGCCGUCAAUGCAAUGAAAUAUUCACCGACCGAAAAAGCUUAAGACUGCACAAAUUUUCUGAGCACGAUUACGAGCGACCCCACGAAUGCAGUAUCUGCGGUAAAGCUUUUGCUCUAGCAAGGACACUAGAACUCCACAGUCGUUAUCAUACAGGAGAAGGCCUAUUUCAAUGCGAGAAAUGUGACAAAAAGUUCAACUUUUUAAGGGUUCUAAAACAGCAUCAAGGCACACACGAGGAAGGCAAGUUUCCAUGUAAUGACUGUGGUGUCAUCUUCAGGGUUAGCAAAUCUCUGCAGAAUCACGCUUGCAAAGCUAGAAUAAGCGCAGACUCAGCAGGAGAUUCGAGUAGCAAAAAACCUGACAAAAGGUCAAACGAAUGUGAUCAACGCGGUAUGGUAUUUAAUUCGAAGGCAAAUCUAAGAGGUCAUUAUGUCAUCCACAUCGGAAAACGUUCACACAAGUGUAACAUUUGUGGAAAGGCUUUCUUAAGACCAACAACGCUUAAAUAUCACCUUCGUUUGCAUGGCGACAAAAUACAUAAAUGUCACCUCUGUGACAAAAAAUAUAGCGUUCUAAACUAUUUGAAUCGGCAUCUGAUGGAUCAUCAGAGGGAAAAGCAUAAAUGUGAUUGCUGCGGCAAAGAAUUUAUUCUGAUGGAAAGUUUGCAGAAACAUUCUCGACAAUGCACUGGUCCCGAAAGUGCACCUCAGGAGAAGACUUUUAAAUGUGAUCAAUGCUGUAAAGUGUUUGCCAAUAAAUGGAACUUGAAACUUCAUAAUAAAUCAUACGCGCACACAAAAAUCAAACGACCGGCAAGCAGUCCACUACUACCAUGCGCUAAAUGUGAUAUGGCUUUCGAGAGCAAAUGGAAACUGAAAGUCCAUUAUUACUCGCACACCGGUGGAGUUCCUUACAAGUGCGAAACAUGCGGGAAGUCAUUUACAAGUAAUUUAUCGCUCAAAAAUCAUUCGCUGUUGCAUAGCGAACACUUGCUGAAAUGUGAAUUUUGCGACGAAAAAUUCACCAUGCUUAGAGAGUUUGAGUGUCAUCGAAUGAGUCAUCCAGAGAGUGCUGUAACUGGAAAAGAAACCAAAAGUUUAAAAAACCACGGUGUAUUUUAUACUAACCAAAGACCCCACAAGUGUAAUGUUUGUGGCAAAUCUUACAUCCGGCUAGUACACCUUAACCAUCACAUGCGAAUUCAUACGGGUGAUUUGUUCAAAUGUGAUCGAUGCGGCACGAAAUUCGCUACAAACAGUAGUAAGAACAAACAUUUAGAUAUUCACCAAGUUUACGAUCUCACUUUGCAACCCGAAACGCAUACUGAUGAUGGUGUGUACAGGUGCGAUAUUUGCUAUAGAGAAUUCGUAAAACUACGCUCAUGGCAGCGGCAUUAUUCUUUUCACAAAGAGAGCCAAGUUCAAUGCGAGCUUUGCGAUCAAACCUUUGCUGGUCGAUUUUCCUUGCUGGAGCACACGGUGCGAAUGCAUCGAGACACGGGUUCCGAUCACACAGCUAAUCUGGGAAGCCUACCACCGGACUCCACAUUUGCUACAUCACCAUCAACAGUAGAAACAAGCCAAAAAAAUGAACUCAACAAUCUGCCGAAGAUUGAAGCGUCAGUUGUUGAACCCGAAGCACCUGAAUUAGUGUUUAAAAUAGAGUUUGAAGAGCCCACUUGUGCUGAUAUUGAUUCAUCGCAAUAAUUCAACACCUAAAAGAAGAGGAUUACAGCAUAAAUCAAAUUGACAUAGUAU